This is a messenger RNA of Rhagoletis zephyria (snowberry fruit fly), 2492 nucleotides long. RefSeq lists its product as uncharacterized. NCBI's taxonomy places the organism in Eukaryota, Metazoa, Arthropoda, Insecta, Diptera, Tephritidae. Gene Ontology annotation, molecular function: metalloendopeptidase activity. Gene Ontology annotation, biological process: proteolysis. The record is from RefSeq and is a predicted model, not a curated record.
UUAGCGCAGCAGCAUGUCAUCGGCGCGCUAACUUGGUUUGCAUAGUGUCAACGUUUAUAAAUUACUAGCCCUUCUAAUAACAGCAUAGUGAAAUUUUCACUUCAAAACUAUAACCACUUUGAACAUAAAAUAUACUGAACUGGCGAAGUUGUUCGUUGCAACUAAAAAUUGUUAAAGUUUCUGACACAAAUCCAAUUCGGACUUUUGCGCAAAGUGUUGACCAACGAAUUGUGGUUUUGAUAGCGGCAAAGUUUUCAGUGACUUGUGACGAAGAGUGAGCUACAUAUUUAUUAACUAUUUAUGUGACAUUGACAAGAAAGUUAGUUAGUUUUGUGGUUCAUAGAAAUGUUUGCGCUUGGCAUGGACAUGCAUCGUGGCCAUCGUCAUCGUCAUCAGCAUAGUCGACGGCAAUAUUUCAUGCUCCUCUUAUCGCUGCUCGCGCUAGUUUUCAGUUUUGUAUGCUUGCCAGUGAGCGCACAAGAGUACGAAUAUAAUACUUAUAGACAUAUUAGCAAAGUGCGUCAAAAGCAGCUUGAAAAUCUUGCCACACGUCUACAUGCAUCCAUCAACCACAACAGAUUGCCAUGCGAGAGCUUCUACGAUUAUGUUUGUAGUUACAACAAUCCACUCUUCACGGUUUUGGGCCACUUACCCGAAUUCGCCGAGCUAAUGAAGCUGCUCACCGAACUGCAGCAAGAUCCCGAGCAAUUCGAUGCUAAGCAAAAGAUGAUGGACUUUUUUAUUUCCUGCAACUCUAAAAAAGCAAUCGAAGACUGCUAUCGCGAGACAUUUGAGUACUUCAAACCACUCUUCGGCUAUAUAAUAAGCAAAAAUCACAUAAGCCCCAACUCCGUGGAACACCAUAACUUCCUAAAUUUACUCGAGAAUUUUCUCUACAAAGCAGCGCAAACUCACAACUUCAUGCAUCAUCCCAUUCGUCAUCGCCUACUCACGCUGAGGGAGAAAUUCCGACUUCCACACAUCUAUUUUCGACCACACGAGCUGAGUCAUGAGUACGAGUCGUUGCGUGUCUAUCGUGAAAGUUACAAGCACAAUGUACGCAAUUUGGAGCUGCAUCGCCGCCGCAACUCCACCUACGAGUUGGGCGUUGAACGCACCAUGCUGGACUGGACGCUUUAUCUCUAUCAGAGUCGCAACAUGCCCAUGUCCUACUACUACCCAACACUGAAUGUACACUUGUGGAUGACACUGUACAACACGACCGAGCGCGAUCGUGAGCCGAAGCGUGUACACGAGUUGGCUGAGUGCCUCAAGUUGCCGCCGUACGUGCACGUCUUGGAUGAGGCUCGCGUCUUGGCUGUUGUCUAUCUGAAGGCAUUUCAAAAUGCUUGGGUGGAUUACAGCGACUGGACUAAGCCUGAUCGAGCAAGCAUAAAUAAUGAAGUCUACGAUAGUGAGAAUAGAAUACUUGGCGCAUAUGAUUUGGAUAAUAAGAAAGUCUUCUUCAUAUUAUAUGCACAGAACUUUUGUGAGUUUGGCAAGGAACUGGCUGAGAAUAUAUUCUACCUGGGUAUGAAGCAAAAUCGUGAUUUCGCCGAUAGUUUCGACUGCGUAUUCUCGCGUGAGCCACGAAUGCCGUGUUAUGUGUGAUAUGCGAGAGCUUACGCUGAGUUUAAGUAAGAAAAAGAGCAAUGUUUAAACACUUAAUCAAAUUAACCAACAUUUUCAAAGUGCGAGUGUUUUUAAUACAAAAAAAUUAUAAUCUGAACUAAAGUUUUCUUUUACCAUAAAAGUCGAGCAACUCCUGCAACCCUGGUGCAUAGUUUUGAGAUAAAGGAACCUUGCAAUUUUUUACCGCCUUCGAAGGACAACCAGUUUUUAAUGCGGCACCUUUUUACGUCUGAAAUAACUAGACUCAAAGUUUUACGUUUGACUGCAGAGGGCGGAUCGCUGUAAAAAUUCCUUUCCGAAUUCUCCGGUUUCUUGGCUCUUACCCGGCUAAGUCUUAUGUAUAUGAGCGCAUUAUUAAGUGAAAAAUUUGUUGUUGAAUAUCACCCCUCGGCAUUCAAGAACCUCUAGAAUUUAGUUCUGAAUUCAAUAAGCCUUCCUCAAAAUGAUAAAGUUCCAAGGGCACAUUAGUAAGCUAUUUACCUAGAAUUUGACUGUACAGUGCAAUGUGAAUGCCAGAUUUAAAUUUACCGAUGGUAUAAAACACUUGGCUAAAGUUGUCCUGCCAAUGCAACAAGGUUAAAAAUAUGGAAACCACUAUUAUAUAUAAGACGCAGAGAAAUGGUGGAAUGUUAUAUCCUGCCAAAUAGUACCUCUUGCAAUAGAUCUUCUUGCUUCAUAUAACAUAUAAGAGAUAAAAGUCUUAACGUACCUAGUGCUAAUGGUGAUCUAGUUUCUUCCAAAAAAUAUAGCCAUCUCCCGGUGCAAAAUGUGUUUGCUGUUACACUCAGCUUGGUAAAAAGGCAUGUUUUUGCCUUCUUGUCCUUGUCUAGCUCAUGCAUUUAAUAGAUAAUAUUGUCGUU